AUGAAGUACGUUCAGCUUACAAUCGAGCUCAUCACCAAGGCCUUUGAGACAUUCUCCUCUAAGAAGGGAGUGGAGUUUAACAAGAAAGAUGCAAAUAAGAUCUUUAAGGCGCUUGAUGAGGAUGAGGAAGUAGAGAGAUACUACUUUUGUGGAGAAAAGUGCACCAAGUCCAAGCGCAAAUGCAUGAAGGAAGUUGAUGAUGAAGGCAUGCAUUGUUAUGUCCACGAUCCUGCGCGCAAGUGUCAAGGCACAACUAUUAAGGUGCUAAUUGUGGUAGUGUAG
Linnemannia hyalina is the source of this 282-nucleotide messenger RNA. The record is from the annotation of a GenBank genome assembly. Lineage: Eukaryota; Fungi; Mortierellomycota; Mortierellomycetes; Mortierellales; Mortierellaceae.